ACUUUACCUUUACUUCUCCCUUCCAAUCACAUCUCCCCAACCUUCAAACCUAUGGAAUUUUAAUUUUAAUUUUAAUUUUAAUUUUAAUAAUUAUAUAAAUAAUAAUUAUUAUUUCAUCAUCCGUUACAGGAGUAUAUAUACACACAACACACAGAAAUGUAUUUUCCUUGCUUAUUCUUCCAAAAUUAAAAUUAAGAAAAAACAAAGAAACGUUUUCUGGAGGUUGAAACUCAGGCUACCGUGUGCCGCCUUCUCUCCGAUUGUAAAUUUAUUGAAAUCCGUCGUGCAGCGGAGGAGUGAGAAAAUAAAUUAGGAUGGCGAAGAAGAGGAAGUCGACAGCAACGAGCCUGGAUGAGGUUGAUCGAACCAUGUAUACAUCGUUUUGUAGCGCGGCUAACUCUCUUUCACAACUUUACACCCAAGCCAUGAACCACCAGAAACUCUCCUUUCAAGCCGGUGAACGCCAUGGACUUGAAAAGCUUUAUCAGUAUAUUUUGAGACAGCAAGAGGCAGGUGGGAGAGUGGCAACAGUUGAUAUUGUAACUUACCUUCAGAAUGAGCUUGAUUAUUGUGGAGAUGAGCCGUCUAUGUCCCCUCGAGCCCCAGUUCCGCAUCACCAUUCCCAAGCUCCGACACAUUUUGCAAAUACAGGAUUCCUUGUUUCUGGGCCAUCAGCCCAAACACCAGCUGCACAGGCACCGAGAUCUGAGCAAUUUGAUAAUCAGACUAAGAAUUCAGUGUUUUCCAAUGCUUUGUCAAGUCCUGUCCGCAGGACUCUUCAGCACUAUCAGCUAGCACAAGGAGGAUAUUGCGCCAGUGGUGGACCCCAACCUGGUAAUGCUGCAAGAAAUAAUGAAAGCAAUUAUGCACAUAACCAGGUCAGGGAUUCGAACUCAAACGAUUCAUCAAUGGACAUGCAUCAAGAUAGCCCAGGUCCAGAAUCUAACUACUGAUUGUUCUUUAUCCGUCCCAUAAUCUGCUUGCCAUGGCUGAAUUUUUUUGUUCCUUGUGGGAUAGUUUGGUGUCGCUUUUCUGAUGAAACAUAGUUUCUAUAGUGAAGAGAGCAACAAAUUGGGUGAAUAUGCUUUCGGGACAGAAAAUAAAACAUUUGUGCUAUUCACUGGCUCGAGGUGUGUGAAUAGGAUAGGGAAGGGUUAUAUGUCUUUGUUUGUGGGAUGCAUGGCAGAGGUUGUCAGUGCGGUCCAAUGAAUUUAGUGUUUUGUCUAUUUAAUGGUGGUGUUAAAGUAGCAUACUUUCUUUUAAUCAGUUAAGUAGUAUACUUUAUUGAUGUCGAAUUUGGUAAUGUUUGUUGUUGAUUAAUCAGGGAUUUCUGCCUUCUUUAGCUUGUUCAUCUGUACAUCAUGUUUACUAGGGGUACAUUGUGGACUUUGUGGUUUCUUCAUUUCAGAGCCAUAUUGGUAAUUUAAGUGGCUUUUUUUUGUG
Spinacia oleracea (spinach) is the source of this 1443-nucleotide messenger RNA. RefSeq lists its product as uncharacterized. Bases 315 to 953 code for a protein of 212 amino acids. NCBI's taxonomy places the organism in Eukaryota, Viridiplantae, Streptophyta, Magnoliopsida, Caryophyllales, Amaranthaceae. The transcript is spliced from 3 exons. The record is from RefSeq and is a predicted model, not a curated record.